AUGAAUAAAGAUAUAUUUAUAAGUACAGUAUUAAAAAAUAAAGUAUUAUAUAGAUAUAUAUUUGAUAGAGUAUAUGAAAUCAAUAGAAUAUAUCAAGAUGAGAAUCAUCAUCAUUAUUAUAAGUGGAAUACAAUUAUUAAAUCACCAAAACUGAUGAUUACCUUUGGUUAUUUCAAUCUCCUUAAGAUAUUCUAUGAUCAAAGAAUAAAAGAUAUUUUAUUAAUAUCAGCUAAUACCGAGCUAUGUGGUCGUGAUAAGCAAUUUAUGGAGGCAGCAAGAGUCGGUAGAUUGGAUAUUCUCAAGUACUUGAUAGAAGUAUUCAAAAUCAUUGAAAGAAGUAAGGAGAGACAAUAUGAAAAGGAAUUUCAAAGAGUCCUAAUGAUGGCAAUUAUAUGCAAUCAGAUCAAUAUUGUGAAGUAUCUCAUUGAAUCGGUAGAUUAUCAAUGGGAUUAUGCUGGAGCAUAUACCGAAUCACCAAGAUCAAUGAAUGUAGCGAUGGUCGAAUAUCUUGCGAACCAAUUGGAUAGACAUCCAGAUCAAAAACAAAAAGUUAAUUCAGAUGUAUUUAAUAAGGCUGGAGCAUAUGGAAAUACCAACGUCAUUCAAUGGUUGAUCACCAACAGACCCAACGGAUUAGAAAGAGGAAAUAAGAUGCUUUAUUUCGCAGUAAUCAAUGACAAACUUGAAGCGGUUAGAUAUCUUUUGCAAUUGGGUCCACUAUUUAACUCAGAGUCUGAAGAUAAAAUAUUAUAUGAACAUGCAGCAACCAACAACAACUUGGAAAUGAUGAAACUCUUACACCAAUUUAAUAUUUCAAAAGAAUCAUCAAUCACAACUGAACUUAUUUGGUUGGCAGGAGAGAAAAACAAUCUUGAAAUGCUGAAAUGGAUCGUUGAGACCUUUGAUAGUGUACCAAAAUAUCCUAAGAGUUUGAUAAAAAGUGCAGCAAAGAACAACAACCUUGGAAUGGUCAAAUGGUUAGUUGAGAAUACAUCAAUUAAAUAUCCUGAUGAUAUAAUCAGUAUUGCAGCAAAGAGCAAUUCUUUGGAAAUUAUCAAAUAUUUACAAACUAAACAAGGAGUGAAAUUCUCAAGUGAUAAUAUGGAUGCUGCUGCUAAGCACGGAGACUUGGAUCUUUUGAAAUGGUUUCAUGAGAAUAGAAGUGAAGGUUGUACCACUGCUGCAAUUGACAAAGCAUCUAAAAAAGGCAAGCUUGAAGCAAUCAAAUGGCUGCAUUCAAAUACAAGUGCGCGGUGCACAUCAAGAGCAAUGGACAAAGCAGCAAAGAAUGGACAUAUGAAAGUUGUUGUAUGGCUUCAUGAGAAUCGAACUGAAGGAUGCACACCGAAAGCUUUGACGAACACAUUUGAUUUCCAAAUGAUCAAAUGGCUUCUAACGAAUAGAACUGAAGUAUCUUCGGCUUCUGUUACAAUCAGCCAAGAACUUUUCCAAUCAAAAGAAGGUUUGGAUAAUAUCAAAUGGCUAUUUGAGAAUGGGCGCAUAACAUCUAACAUGAUAGAUGAUGUGUAUAUAGGUGCUAUAUCCAGCAACAAUAUGGAAUUAAUUGGAUGGAUACUUUGCAAUAGAACCGAGUUUAGAGAGAAGAUCGACAAUGAUCUCAUGAAACAACUGAUCGACAAAGAUCAAUAUGAAACCAUCGAUUGGAUAUUGAACAAUCAUCAUUUCAAGUAUUACAAACUCAUCAAAUAUCAAUCAAUAAUAGAAGAGGAAUACCCAGAGUCUCACAAGCUAUUGGAGAUAUUCGAUCGACUAAUUAUUAGAUUACAGUCAGAGCAACCAAUGAAAAGAAGAAUGACCUUUGACAACUCUGGCGAACAACCAAAUAAAUAUGUUCGUCUGCCAAAUUAA
Heterostelium album PN500 is the source of this 1869-nucleotide messenger RNA. RefSeq lists its product as uncharacterized. NCBI's taxonomy places the organism in Eukaryota, Evosea, Eumycetozoa, Acytosteliales, Acytosteliaceae. The record is from RefSeq and is a predicted model, not a curated record. The transcript has a single exon. The coding region runs from base 1 to 1869 and encodes 622 amino acids. Gene Ontology annotation, molecular function: protein binding.